This is a messenger RNA of Daktulosphaira vitifoliae (grape phylloxera), 1090 nucleotides long. It is a transcript of the gene eIF6, whose product is annotated as eukaryotic translation initiation factor 6. The record is from RefSeq and is a predicted model, not a curated record. Bases 179 to 919 code for a protein of 246 amino acids. Gene Ontology annotation, biological process: assembly of large subunit precursor of preribosome; maturation of 5.8S rRNA; ribosomal subunit export from nucleus. Gene Ontology annotation, molecular function: ribosomal large subunit binding. NCBI's taxonomy places the organism in Eukaryota, Metazoa, Arthropoda, Insecta, Hemiptera, Phylloxeridae. Gene Ontology annotation, cellular component: preribosome, large subunit precursor; cytosol; nucleolus. The transcript is spliced from 2 exons.
GAUUAUUUUAUCAUUAGCCAUACUAGUCAUAUAUAACUUUUCUGAGAACGUCCAAACACUAACUCAUCUAAAAUAAAUAGAAGGCGUCGGAGAAACUGUUACAAUCAUUGGUGGAAUUGGAUUUCUUUUAGAUCAAAAUUGUGUUUAACUGGCUAAUUGGAAAAAAAUUAUAUAAAAGAUGGCAGUUCGUGCUCAAUUUGAAAAUAAUAAUGAAAUUGGUGUAUUCAGCAAACUCACAAAUUCAUAUUGUUUGGUUGGGAUUGGUGCUUCAGAAACAUUCUAUAGUGUAUUUGAAUCUGAACUAUCAGAUAUUAUACCAGUUAUUCAUGCAUCUGUUGCUGGCUGUCGUAUUGUUGGUAGAAUGACUGUUGGCAAUAAAAAUGGCUUAUUAGUACCUAAUUCUACAACAGAUACUGAACUUCAACACAUUCGUAACUCUCUACCAGAUAGUGUAAAAAUACAACGUGUAGAAGAGCGUUUAUCAGCUCUUGGUAAUGUAAUGGUAUGCAAUGAUUAUGUUGCAUUAGUACAUCCCGAUUUAGACAAGGAUACUGAAGAAAUUCUUUCAGACACCUUAAAUGUUGAAGUUUACAGACAAACAGUUGCUUCAAAUUGCCUAGUAGGAUCGUAUUGUGCUAUUUCUAAUCAAGGUGGAUUAGUGCAUCCUAAAACUACUGUUGAAGAUUUAGAUGAAUUAUCUGGUCUUAUACAGGUUCCUUUGGUAGCUGGCACAGUUAACCGUGGUUCAGAUGUUAUUGGUGCUGGAAUGGUAGUCAAUGAUUGGUGUGCAGUUUGUGGUACAGAUACAACAUCUACAGAAAUAUCUGUAAUUGAUAGUAUUUUCAAGUUAGAUCCAGAUGGUGUUCAUAAAAUGAAAAAACUUAAGGGUCCACUUAUUGACAGUAUAAAAGCUGUUUAGAAAGAAAUAUUAAGUUAAAAACAUAAUAAUUUUACAAUAUAAUUGAAUAUAUUUUGAUGUAAAAUUCAAAUAUUUUGAUGAUGUAUGUAUUUAUUAUUUCAUGAUUUAGUAUGUAAUAACAAUUUUUAUUUGUGAAAACCAAUAAAAUUUUUCUUUUUUGAAUGAUAAAAA